CUGUCCUCCACCCCCAACGCAACGAGUGUCCAAUCAGAGAGCACGUUAACUUGUUGUCGUACGUGAGCUGAGCGGAAGUGAACGACCGACCGGGAAGGCUAAUCCGCUUGCUACCAACACAACAAGAUGGAGGUGGAGCAGCUCCUGUCUCUGUCCGGCUCGGCGCUGGCCCAGGCUGUCAGCUCUCUGCUGGAGACCCCCGGCCUCUACGUGUUCUCCGACAUCCUUGAGCUGCCUAACGUCAGAGAGAUGGAGAAUGGCCCUCACGCCCCGAUGUACCAGCUCCUCAAUCUCUUCGCCUACGGAACCUACUGCGACUACAAAGCUCGAGCGGCGUCCCUCCCAGAGCUGACGCCGGCGCAGCGGAACAAACUACGCCAUCUGUCCAUCAUCAGCUUGGCCUCCAACCUCAAGUGCCUGCCGUACUCGUUGCUCCUGCAGCAGCUGGAGCUGAAGAACGUACGCGAGCUGGAGGACCUGCUGAUCGAGGCGGUGUACUGCGACAUCAUCCAGGGCAAAUUGGACCAGCGCAACCAGCAGGUGGAGGUGGACUGCAGCGUGGGCCGCGACCUGGGCCCCAACGAGCUGCCCAACAUCGUCAACACACUGCAGGAGUGGUGCGCGGGCUGCGAGGCGGUGCUGUGUGGCAUCGAAGAGCAAGUCUCCCGAGCGAAUCAAUACCGCGAGAGUCAGCUGAAGGUCAAAGUUCAAGUGGAAACAGAGGUGUCAAACCUGCAGAAAACCUUAAAGGCCAGUGCGGCGUCGCCGUCAUCCGGUCCCGCCCCCGCCGGCGCAGCCUCCAAUCAGGACGCCGACCAGCCGGCCGAACCGCGGGACCCCGCCUCCUCGCAGGAACCGCGACAGCCGGGAAAAAAAAGUUCCAAAGUCAAAGGGCUGCGAGGCAGCGGCAAGAUCUGGUCCAAGUCCAACUGAAGAAGUGACAAACCGCACCACUGAUCCGCACUCUCACGGGACUCGUGAGACAAAAAUGGAAGCGUUCAAAGUGAUGGGCUCCGAGUGGGGUGCCAUCACGCCUCCCCGCCGCCACCCCCACUCUGACAGGAAGCUUCACGGGAACGUUUAAAUUUUUUUUUUUUUUUUUAGUCACUCACUUAAUCUCACCUUGACGGAUUUUGUGCCCGUCGCGGCGUCCCCUCUCCUGCCGUUUUGAAGAGAGUGAACAAGACUGGACAGCCCGUCGCCUCAGCCCAUGCGCAGGAGUUUUUCUGAUACGUUUUGUCAUGUGCGUGUGCUCUCAACGUGCUGCUGCCUUUGGCUUCGACUCCUUUUUGUCAUCUCCUCCCAUCCCUCCUGAGUUGAGAAUUGUAUAAAUUGUUGGGAAAUUAAAAAAAAA
Hippocampus comes (tiger tail seahorse) is the source of this 1354-nucleotide messenger RNA. RefSeq names its product COP9 constitutive photomorphogenic homolog subunit 7A (gene cops7a). Gene Ontology annotation, cellular component: COP9 signalosome. Lineage: Eukaryota; Metazoa; Chordata; Actinopteri; Syngnathiformes; Syngnathidae. Bases 127 to 933 code for a protein of 268 amino acids. Gene Ontology annotation, biological process: COP9 signalosome assembly. The record is from RefSeq and is a predicted model, not a curated record. The transcript has 8 exons.